GCUGACUGUUAAAUGUCCAGGUUGCAUAACAAGAGCGUGUGAAGUUACUAUUGUAACGCGGUAACCUUUUGUUCCUCUUAUUCCGGGAAGAGCUGGGACAUUAUAAAGAAUAUAGGCUAACAAACUUGUCAUUUAUUAUUUCGGGCAUGUUCGUCAGCAACAACUGGCUCUCUGAGAGACAGAAUGCAAGACGAGAAUGAAUUAGAGCCAAACUCUGGAAACUGGUCCUGGUGGCCAUCUUGGCGGCCGACAUCUAUGUCCUUGCUGAAGAGUGCAGAGGCUAAAAUUCUUUCCUGUAUUAAGAAUGAAUUGUGGUCCCGAUUUGUCACGUUGCCGAAUCAAAACAGAAUAUGGACCCUGAUAGUGAGCAGCAAGGCAGCACGCAAAACAUCAGACAAAGCUUCUCAGAUCCCCCUUGUGAUGGUCCAUGGCUUUGGAGGGGGCGUCGGUCUCUGGGUCCGAAACAUGGAUGCUCUAAGUCGCUCCCGUCCCGUCUACGCGUUCGACCUGCUUGGUUUCGGGCGCAGCUCUCGCCCUGCCUUCCAAAACGAUGCCACGUUAGCCGAGGAGCAGUUCGUCAGCUCCAUAGAACAAUGGAGGGAGAGCCUGGGGUUGGAGCGCAUGAUCCUAUUGGGCCACAGCCUAGGAGGUUACCUCGCAACGUCGUAUUCCAUCCAGUAUCCUGAGAGAGUCAGUCACCUCAUCCUAGUGGAUCCAUGGGGCUUCCCAGAGAAACCACAGCCUCAACAAGACGGCUCAUCAGGUCAGCUCUCGGAGGUCAAGAGACCGGGGCCCCCUCGCUGGGUCAGAGCAGCCGCAUCUGUCUUGAGUUUUUUCAACCCUCUGGCCAUCGUCAGAUUAGCAGGGCCAUGGGGGCCAGGGUUGGUGAACAGAUUGCGGCCUGAUUUCAGAAGCAAGUUUGAGGAUCUUUUUGACGAUAACACUAUUACUGAGUAUCUCUAUCACUGCAACGCACAAACACCCAGUGGUGAGGUGGGCUUCAGAGCCAUGUCCGGGUCUCUUGGUUGGGCAAAGAAGCCAAUGAUACAACGAGUGAACUUGCUGCCAUCCUCGAUGCCCAUCACCAUGGUGUACGGCGCACGCUCCUGGGUGGACAGUUCCACCGGCAGCCACGUUACCCAAAUCAGAGGCCAGAGCCCCACACAGGUGGUGUUGAUUGAUGACGCCUCUCAUCACGUAUAUGCAGACCAGCCUGAUGAGUUCAACCAAGUGGUGGAGAACAUCUGCAGAACUGUUGUCUGAAUGUUAGCACAAUGGAAUGAUGGACAGUUUGUGUGUGUGUGUGUGUGUGUGUGUGUGUGUGUGUGUAUAUAUAUAUUUUGUGUCCAUCCAGAUGAGGUUUCAUAAUCUCAAGCUUUAAUUCGCUCAAUGUUUGGGAGACCUUAAUUUUUUUUUUUUUUUUUUUUACUUACACACUAGUUUUCACAUCUUCUACCCUUUUAAUUAUUUUGAAUGUAGCGGACUGCACAGUGUUUAGAGCUUUCUAUCGACGUAAUGUCCUGUCCAAGGUAACGGUACAGUUAGUUCAUAAUUUAAUGUUUUGCAAAUCCAUGGUCAAUUUCAUAAAUCAUAAGGCCAGUCCUUACAUUACAGCUAUGAGUCCUAAUUUAAGCUUUAACAGCUUUUAUGUUGUGAUUAUAAAUCAGGACGCUGCCAAACAUGCUGACAAUGUUUGACGUAAACAUCUCACUAUUGCAACAUUAUGCACAGGCAUACAACCCCAAACAUGUUAUAUUGUCUUGUGUGCACUUGUUCUAUGACUUUUUUUAUUUAUUUUUUUUAUUGUUAUUGACACAUUCAAACUUUCUGCUUAAUUUUGAAAGGCCAAAUCUGCAUAUAGUAAAAAACAGUAGGGUGUUCUGUUUUUAGCCCCGCCUACUCCCCACUUUGUUCAUCAAAAUACUCGAGUUGUAAUCCAUAUAUUUGGCAGCGUAAGCAGUGCUACACAAACGUAGGUUUAUCACUGUAUAAUUAUAUUAGAUAGCUUUACAGUAAAGAUAACGACAAUCCUAGGUGCGGAUUUACAACUCUUAACUACGGAUUUGCAGUUCAUAAAAUCAUAGCGUCGUCGUUGUGUCUACGAUUACGUUUAACAUUCAAAUAGUUCCAGAAAUUUCUUUCUCACUGGAUUAUAGUGAUUGUGCCAUGUUUGUCUGCCGUGUGCCAUUCUCAUUAGAAGGCUAUUAAACUGCUAAAUGCGAUAUUUAUAAAACA
Messenger RNA from Ictalurus punctatus (channel catfish), 2235 nucleotides. RefSeq names its product abhydrolase domain containing 4, N-acyl phospholipase B (gene abhd4). Lineage: Eukaryota; Metazoa; Chordata; Actinopteri; Siluriformes; Ictaluridae. Gene Ontology annotation, molecular function: phosphatidylcholine lysophospholipase A1 activity. The record is from RefSeq and is a predicted model, not a curated record. The transcript has 8 exons. The coding region runs from base 184 to 1263 and encodes 359 amino acids. Gene Ontology annotation, cellular component: lipid droplet.